UCAGUCUGAGAGAAGAGGAGCAGCAGGAGGAGACGUGCCGGUCUCCUCUCCGCUGUAAUGACAAGCCCUCACAGCCACUCUCUCCAACUCCUCUGAAACAACCCUCAGCCUCCAGGAUUUUCCUCCGCCGCUUCCCCUCUUCCUUUUUCUUUUCAGUUGCACCUUAUUUCAUUUUAUUUUCAUUUAUUUUACUUUAUCUAACCUCUCAACCACCCCCCUCCACAGAGAUGUCAACAGAUAAUGAAGACCCCCUGCCUCUGGUGAUUUGAAUCCUCCCUGCUUCAGAGAACUGAACAUUCUCAUCUUCCGCCCCCCAUUUUUUUUCCAAUUUUCUUUUUUGGACGUUCAUCUGCCGUUCAGCAAUGUAGGAGAAGUGACGGCGUCAUUUCAGCAAUGAGGAUGCCAACUGCAUGCCCCGAUUUCGGCUCUCGGCAUCUUGCAUCUUUGCCUUUUCUGCCGGGGGCUGAAAAAUGAACGAUUUGCGUGAAGGCAAAGUUUGAGGGUACCUCUUUCGGUUUCCCGCUCACCUGUCCGCCUGCACGCGCCUACCCCCUCUCUCUCCUCUCGGCUGGUGAGCAGGGAGAGCAAAUCAUCGCCAACAGAAGAACUGACGAACAACUUCAAAGAGACCCGACUAUUGUUCUGGUAUUUUUAGUGGAAUUUUUUUUUUUGUUUUUUUCGGCAGUGUUUUUUUCCUCCUUUUUCCCCCCCCAGUCCUUUUUUUGGGAGGAAAUUGAUGUGCGCAACGUAGAAGGAUAUGGCUUAAAUGAUGUUUGCGUUGACAGCUGGAGUAAGGUCCGUAACUUGAGUGCUUUCUUUUCAUCAGCAAUUGCCGACUUUGGUGGAAAAACCCAUCCAAAUGGGAGGAUACCUGGAGGACUGAGUCGGUUUUCGACAGUCGAGAGAGAGAGAGAAAAAAAAUGUGGAUAAAACGGAGUGUCGCGCGCAGUCCGUCUGCUUUGAAGCCAGGCAGCUGUGUGGGGCAUCGGGUGUGGAUCCUGCUAGCCAUGACUCACCUUACCUUGGACUUCUCUGUGUGCAGCCCUCUCAGUCAAGGUCUGGGGAUCAAACUCACGCCUAAACCGGUGCCUCGCUCACGGCCUCGCUUGCAGCCCCUCUGGGAUAAGCCUAACAUGCUUCACUGGAGAACAGUGAGCCCGUUAGCCCACCGGCUCCUGAGCCCUGUUCCUCCGCCCCAAGACAGCAGGGCAGGAAUAGUGCCAAAAGUUAAAGGUCAAAAGCAUUGGAAGCCAGCACACAAAGGACAAGCAGCGUGCAAGAAUUGCCGGCUGAGAUACUCUCAAAAAGAGACGGGCGAUCCUUUGGCUGUAAUAGCAAAAGCUCCAGUUGCUUUAUCAAGCGGGAGGUUGUUAAUUAGAACCAGGAGGCAGCUCAAAUGGGACAGCUAUGACAAGUCUCAGGAGGGCCGGACUACAACAGUGGCUGGAUUUAUUGACUGGGGACCCACGGGGACUGAUAGCAUAGAUGAGGAUGGCAAAAUGGAGCCAAACUUAACAUCCACCAGGGCUGCAACUACUACAGUGGCCACAACCACUAGCACUACAACCAGGCUCUCCCAAAGGACGUUCACUGUGGUGACCACAACAGAGUCCAAGAGCACCACCAAGUCCUCUAUGAGCAACACGGAGUCUGUCAAACCACCAAAGCUAGACCCACCAGGGGACACACCAGGUUUGGCAGUUCACCAGAUAAUCACAAUCACUGUGUCUCUCAUUAUGGUUAUCGCGGCCUUGAUCACAACACUCGUCCUUAAAAACUGCUGUGCGCAGUCUGGAAAUGGUCGCCACAAUAGCCAUCAGCGAAAGAUCCACCAGCAAGAAGAAAGCUGCCAAAACCUGACAGACUUCACCCCAGCUCGGGUGCCCAGCAAGGUGGACAUAUUCACUGCCUACAACGACAGCCUGCAGUGCUCGCACGAGUGCGUUCGGACUGCCGUACCCAUCUACACUGAUGAGAUGAUCCAGCAGACGCCUGUCUACAAGACUGCUUAUAACGGAAACAGGCCCUCACCAACUGAAAGACAACUGAUUCCUGUGGCCUUUGUGUCAGAGAAGUGGUUUGAGAUCUCAUGUUGACGAGCUGAAGGCCUUGUUCAUGUUCUGUGGGUGGAAGAGACUUCAUGAAUUCACGCUUUGGAUCCAGUUGGAAACAAGAAA
Molecule: messenger RNA, 2177 nt
Organism: Neolamprologus brichardi
Lineage: Eukaryota; Metazoa; Chordata; Actinopteri; Cichliformes; Cichlidae
Gene: ajap1
Product: adherens junctions associated protein 1
Cellular component (GO): cell-cell contact zone; adherens junction; cytoplasmic side of plasma membrane
Molecular function (GO): beta-catenin binding
Source: RefSeq, a predicted model, not a curated record